Molecule: messenger RNA, 456 nt
Organism: Cyclocybe aegerita
Lineage: Eukaryota; Fungi; Basidiomycota; Agaricomycetes; Agaricales; Hemipholiotaceae
Source: the annotation of a GenBank genome assembly
AUGAGCGCUAGCAACCAGCUCUCCGGCGACUGGUACAACCAACUCGGCUCCAAGUUUACCCUGAUCGCAGAUGAGAACGGCGGUCUCAGCGGGGAAUACAACUCUGCCGUUGGGACGGCUGAAGAUUCCUAUAUCCUCACCGGGAGGUUCGAUGCGGAUCCGCAACCGGGCAGGGGCAUCUCCGUUGGCUGGGUGGUGACAUUUCGUAACAGCAGGCUCAAUGCGAAUUCUACCACGACCUGGAGCGGCCAAUACUUCGACGGUGAUAAUGAAAGGAUCCUCGUCCACUGGCUUCUGAGUUCGAGUACCACUCCGAGCUCCGUCUGGAGGUCAAUCAACACAGGACAUAGCACGUUUACUCGCAUCCCGCCCGACGCCGCUGAGAUCGCGAUGGCCCGGGCGCUUACAGUCGAUUCGCCGGACCCGGAGGAUAUACUUGCAGUGAUAGGAAUGUAA